AUGCCCCCUCCUGCAGACGGGGGAGGUCACUGGAUGGAUAAAUUAGACCAGCUGACGCAGGGAACAAAGUUGGCCUUGGGUGAUUUCAGAGCAGUGGCUGCGAGGUGCCUCACUAAACAUUCUCUGCAGGAAAUAGAGGAAAUGGCAGGGACACUCACUCGCAGCGAUGGUGUGACUCUAACAGACGUAGUGCUGGGCUUGGGGGAAGCCAUGCGGGAGAUGUUCCCCGCCCCAAGUGGGGCUAGCAUGCCAAAAUUUUCGUGGGAGUCUAAAACACCCCCCAGAGAAUAUCUGGACAAAUGUAAGGAGGAUUGGACGCGGAGAACUGGGUGUCACCCGGGGCAGGCGGGGGUUCAGCAGGAGUGGUUCCGGCGAGCGGUCCUGGAAGGUGUCCCUGAGCAAGUGAAAGUAGCUAUGUUAGCUAAUCCUGACCUCCCAGGCGCUGAGUCCCCCGUGUGGGAUAGACAUGUGUUGCAUCAUCUUCAGAGAGCGAGGGACGAGGCCACAAAAGAGGAAGGAGGUCUGAAAGAUUUACAGACACAGUUGUUGAAACUGCAGGUGGGAGAAGCGAGACAAAAAGCACAGGCUCACAAAAAGGAAAGGCAGGGGAGACAGAUGGUGGCAGGAGCACCACCACCCCAGUUCGGCCCAUGGGUUGGACAAACCCCCAACUACAGUAAUCAGGGUUGGGGUCCCCAGCAAUGGGGAAGAGGCCGUGGGGGCCGAGGCCGGGGAGCCGGGAACUGGGGAUGGGGCCGGGGUAUGUCGCAGAGGUGGCCACCGCAGGGAGCUUGUUUCCGGUGUGGGGCUGUGGGUCAUUGGGCCAGGGAGUGCGGAGCAGGACAGGCCCAAGGAGGACCCCCAGCAGGACAAGCGACUGCACCCAAUCCACAGGCUGUUCCCGGAGGAGGGCAGUACCCCACCCUUACAGGAUCCGAGGACUGGGAGUGGGGAGACCCCUCCCAGUGA
Molecule: messenger RNA, 969 nt
Organism: Brienomyrus brachyistius
Lineage: Eukaryota; Metazoa; Chordata; Actinopteri; Osteoglossiformes; Mormyridae
Exons: 1
Coding region: 1-969 (322 amino acids)
Molecular function (GO): nucleic acid binding; zinc ion binding
Source: RefSeq, a predicted model, not a curated record